GCUGAACGUUCCGUCCUAAUGUCGGUCAUCUGUCAGUGCGACAUACAUAACUAAAUAGAUAAGGAAGCCUUAUGUUAGUCAUAUUCCACGGCGAUGUGAUCAAAGCUUUGAACCAUCUUAAGUAAAGUGCCCUCAACCAAAGACAUGGCAGAUGAAGACACCCACCAGCACACAGCAGAUGUCAAGGAAGGAGAAACACCGUCAACAAAUACAGAUCAUGUCUCAGCAAGUGGCAAGCACAAACAGGAAGAGACUGGUAUUGAUCUGAAUGUAAAGGACUCAGAAGACAGUGAUUCAGCUGAAGAGAAGAUGGUGCCUCUUGCAGAAGGCUCUUCUUCUCCAGAUGAAGCCAGCACACUGACUGUGGAGGACACCAGCACCCCACCUCAGGAUGAUGACCUAAGUCAUGGUGAUUAUAACAGAUCGACAGCAGGAAAUGAGCAACAGACCACCAUCGGAGAGUACCAGACUGGGGAGAUGAAAGCAUCAAAAACAGCUACUCCACCAACCGAGGAUGACCAAGUAGAUGGACCCAACGCUAGACUUGAUGGCGAAACCACAGGCACAAACAACACGGACACUGUCGGAGGUGGAGAGGAUGACGGAAGCAGCCAGGGUAUACAGGAGGGCACCACCUCCCCGCAGACAGCGUCGCCACAGGAAGUCUCAGAUGAACAAGAGAUAGACGAACAGACGAACAACGUUGAAAACAUUGGCCCUGCCAUUCAGAGUGCUGAACAUACAGUUCCAGGGGUUACUGCAAGUCCUGCAGGAAGUGGCAGAUACCUGAUAGCACUGGGUAUAGUGGUAGUUGUUGCCAUCCUGGUGCAGCAUCUCCUCCCACCCGAGUCUCCACCUCAGAAAAACGAUAUGCAGCAAAUCGACAUCUUCCUCAAGCAGAUGGAUAAAUUAAAGACCCGGUUCCCUAACCAGCGUGCUGAGGUCUGGAAUAGGAGCAAGAUCCACCUGCUGAGGCACCUCCAGACAGCCCAGCCCACAGAGCCGGUCAGUUUGAUCCUGACUGCGGGCAUCAGAGCUGAGAGGACCCUGCGCUGCUUGGCUCAGGGCCUGGCCUCCGCCUUCUCAACUUCCCUCAACGCCUCCGUCCUCCACAUUGACGGAGUCAGUAAAGCCAGGCAGGACAGCGACCAGGUCAAACUGGACAUCGACAGCAAGCUGCAGGGAGCUUUCGAAGGAGACAAACCCGUUGCCGUCAUUCACCGCUUCGAGGAGCUGCCUCCAGGCUCCACGCUUAUUUUUUAUCGCUACUGCGACCACGAGAAUGCCGCCUACAAGAAGACUUGUCUGAUCUUCACAGUGCUGCUGGGGGAAGAAGAGGAGAUUCCCGCCAAGAGUCAUUUGAGUGCUGUGGAGGAGAUGGUGGACGACCACCUUCAGAGGAAGUUCAUCUCUGAAGGCCGUCCUGUAUCUUUUGACAGGAUGGACCGUGACAAGUACGGUGGACUGUGGAGUCGUAUUUCUCACCUCAUCCUGCCUGUGACAGCAGAGGAAAGGAUGGAACAAGAAGGAUGCAAGGGGACAUGAUCACUCUUGUUGUUUUACUCUAAGCCCUAAACUCUACCGCCUAUCUAUCAGCUUUGUCACUGGGUGACUCUGGUCAUUCUGAGGCCAGUAGCAAUGGUUUUCAAGAUCAUGGGAUUUCUUAGAAGCAGACUAUAUUGAAGCUCACUACAAACAAAAGCAUCAAGUAGAAAGACACUUAAGAUUAUGCUAUAGAUCUCUGUAAACAUUUUUGUGGACAUCCAUCAUAAAAAAACAAACUUGACACAAAGGAUGUGGUUAUUUGCUUAAAUGGAAUUUUAGAUAAAUUGCUAAAUGAAUAGCUCUUCAAUUGGGGAGGUUGAUUUUACAGUGUUUGUGCAAUUGUAAUGAUAACUACUGUAAUUUGUGUAAAUUUUAAGUUAUAUAAUGUAAAACCUGAUUAUUCUCCUAUGGAUAAUGAUCAGAGUUACAAGGCAUAACAAUUCUUUGGGUAUCGCAACACAUGGAUUAUUUUUUAUUACUGUCACAAUUCUCAAACCUAGAUGGGACCACGUGCCUUAACAGAAAUUCCCAUGCUUCAUUUUCUACAUACAUGUAUCAUAUGGAAGAAGUUCGAGGAGAAGUGUAUACAGUGAAUGUACCUCCAAGUACAAAUAAACAACUAAAUUUCAA
This is a messenger RNA of Chelmon rostratus (copperband butterflyfish), 2175 nucleotides long. RefSeq names its product torsin-1A-interacting protein 2-like. Bases 145 to 1545 code for a protein of 466 amino acids. Lineage: Eukaryota; Metazoa; Chordata; Actinopteri; Chaetodontiformes; Chaetodontidae. Gene Ontology annotation, molecular function: ATPase activator activity. Gene Ontology annotation, biological process: membrane organization. Gene Ontology annotation, cellular component: membrane. The record is from RefSeq and is a predicted model, not a curated record. The transcript has 7 exons.